Molecule: messenger RNA, 1514 nt
Organism: Condylura cristata (star-nosed mole)
Lineage: Eukaryota; Metazoa; Chordata; Mammalia; Eulipotyphla; Talpidae
Gene: ITM2C
Product: integral membrane protein 2C
Exons: 7
Coding region: 87-1514 (475 amino acids)
Biological process (GO): negative regulation of amyloid precursor protein biosynthetic process
Cellular component (GO): extracellular exosome; plasma membrane; Golgi apparatus
Molecular function (GO): amyloid-beta binding
Source: RefSeq, a predicted model, not a curated record
ACUCUGCUCUGCUUCCGCAGGAGGAGCGGCCCCCCUGCCACCGCUAUAAGAAGGGGGGCUCCGUGGGCAGCGUCUGCUACCUGUCGAUGGGCAUGGUGGUGCUGCUCAUGGGGCUGGUGUUCGCCUCCGUCUACAUCUACAGAUACUUCUUCCUAGCCCAGCUGGCCCGAGACAACUUCUUCCACUGCGGGGUGCUCUACGAGGACUCCCUGUCCUCACGCAUGCGCGCCCGCAUGGAGCUGGAGGAGGACGUGAAGAUCUACCUGGAGGAGAACUACGAGCGCAUCAACGUGCCGGUGCCUCAGUUUGGGGGCGGCGACCCCGCAGAUAUCAUCCACGACUUCCAGCGGGGCCUCACCGCCUACCACGACAUCUCCCUGGACAAGUGCUAUGUCAUCGAGCUCAACACCACCAUUGUGCUGCCCCCUCGAAACUUCUGGGAGCUGCUCAUGAACGUGAAGGUGAGGGGGCUCGCCCGGGCUUGGCCCUCCUGUCCAGCCCAGGCUUUCACUGCUGGCGCGGGAUGCGUGCUGGCGCCAACAGCCCGAGCAGGGGCUCAGCGCACCAUGCUCGUGAGCGGGCGCCAUGCUCGUGAGCGGGCGCCAUGCUCCACCCCCGAGGCAGAGGGGGCAGGAGCCCACCCAGGCGUCUUCGCCCAGCUCUCAGCCGGCCCCAUCUCCAAGGAGACCACGGUGGCCCUGCCCAGCCCCGGGCCCCUGGGGGCCGUUGCCUCUCUGAGGGGAAGUUUCCAGCUGGAUCUCCUCCAGCGCUCUGUGCUGCUGGUGCGGUGGCUGCUCAGACUGAGGGCCCAAAGGGAAGUGAGCGCGGUGGGAGGCCCGUCCCUUCGCGGACGGGGCCCAGGGCCCCUGGAGGACGGGACGGCCCUGUGGUCUGCUGGGUGGAGCCAUCCGGACAGCGCGCUGAGUGUGAAGGGGGAGCCCUGGCUUCCUGGGGGCCGGACAAAGCCGGGACCCGUGCCAGAGUCCCACACAAUGUCAGCCUCUGUUAUCGGGCCAAGGGUCCACGACUGGGGCUGCCCUUGGGUCCUUCCACUGCCCUUUGUGACUGCGGCCAUGUUCCAGCAGGGGACAAGGGACUUGGCCAUUUCUGCCCAGGUCGGUGGUGACCUGGACCCACAGACAGUCUCUCAGGGGCUCCUCGGCCGAAUCCUGGUGCAGGAGCCCGAUGCUUGGGCUUCAGACCCUCUGGCCUGCACAGGGGGCCCGGGGGGCCUGGGGCUGAACAAAGACCGUCAGGGCCUCAAGCUGCACUCAGAGCCUCUCCGCCCAGCGGAGCUGACAUCAGGCUUUGAAGUCACAGGCUCUGGUCCUGCCUCAGGGGACUUAAAAGCCGAAAGGGCACGUGAGUCACCCAGCGACAUCAAGGCCUGCGGCCCGGGCUGCAGUCUCGGUAGCAGCGCGCUCCAGGUGGGGGAGGAGACGCUCGGCCUGAGCUGGGUGCCGGGCAGGCGGCUGCUCUCCUUCCGCGCCAGCUCCAGCUCCGGUGCGCCUUGA